Suillus bovinus is the source of this 1186-nucleotide messenger RNA. RefSeq lists its product as uncharacterized. The transcript is spliced from 2 exons. The record is from RefSeq and is a predicted model, not a curated record. NCBI's taxonomy places the organism in Eukaryota, Fungi, Basidiomycota, Agaricomycetes, Boletales, Suillaceae. The coding region runs from base 160 to 825 and encodes 221 amino acids.
GCUGUGAGAGUCUAAGCCGCUCUGCGUCACAACCUCACUGCCCUCCGAGUCUUCGUCAUAGAUUAAUUUCAACUACAAAGCUUCUUUUACAUCCACCUGUCUUUUAUCUCGUUCGUUGGAGACUACUUUCCAGGUCUUCUCUAUACAUCGGUCAACAUCAUGAAGAACUGCUUCCUCGUUGUGCUUCUCUUUUCGUUUGCAGUCGCUGUGACAUCUGCACUCGAUGUCCAGGCUCGCAACCCCACACCGUCAAAGAGAUAUGCGCUCCCCCUUGUCAAUCGGCAGCCAGGACCUUCCAAAGUCCCUAGUAAGCGAUCCUUGGUCAACCGCGCACCCGAUGCGGGGCCCUCUGCAGUUUAUGUUGUUCGUGAGGCUAGUCCACGUCUCGCUGCUCGUCAAGCCUUUCCUUCAAAGUGGCUGUCAACUCGACAGUUGGCUGCUGCACCAGGCCUGUCUAAGCGCGCUGCUGAGAACUCCGCAGCUGCACGAAAGCGCAGCUUAGACGAACAGCACAUCAUGGAGGGUGCUGCGGUUUCUUUCUGUCUCGACGGGCUUGUAGCCUGCCCCGUCUUGAGCACACCUGGGCAAUUCCCUCGCACAUUUGCCGAGUGGGAAGCGAUAGGGUUUGAGUGUGUCGAUUUUGCGGCAGAUCUCAGCUCCUGCGGGGGUUGUUCCAGUCUUGACCCUAUCGAGCAUGAUUGCACGAUGAUCCCACAUGUUGAAGGCGUCGCUUGCGUCGCUGGUGAAUGCCAAGUCUCAUCUUGCCAACCGGGUUAUUCGGUAGAAGGCGAUGGUCUCACAUGUUCGCCAAUUGCAACAGAGUAGGCCUGCAGAUUUAUUGAAUAUCUCUCAUGGAAUUUUCGUUCUUUCUAUGCUAUCUCAACACGUUCUCCUUACAGGACUUCUAUCGGCUAUUCUUGGACUAUUGACGUUGUUGUGCUCCAUACUUCUCGAUCUUACGUUCCCCCACAUGUUUCACGACUUAGCAGAUUAGUUACGACUCUGACGUGUGUCUCCUUCGUUCCUAUCUAGACAUUGGCCACUCGUACCUUUUGCCAUAUAGUUUGCGGACUUUUGUUUUGAUUGCUACUUGGUUGAGCUUCAAAGAAAAAUACGUUGCGGACUGCUUCAAAUGACCGGAUCACCGGGAACCCAUUUUUAGGGCAGAAUCCUGUAAAUUGUCUAG